GCUCAGCGAAGCGACACAGCAGAAGAGAUGAAGUGCCAGAACCGAGUGGCAGGACUCGUCCUAGGGCUAGGACUGGUCCUCUGCCUCAGCUCUGGCGGCCGGGCCCUGCCGGACAGUCCGCAGCACAGUCCCGACCACGGCAUGGGCAUGGGCAUGGGCAUGGGCAUGGGCUCCCACGGGAUGGACGUGAGCCCCGCGCCGGGCGGCUACGGAGUGCCGGCCAUACCGAAGGACCCGAACUCGCGCUGCGAGGAGAUCACGAUACCCAUGUGCCGGGGCAUCGGCUACAAUAUGACGUCGUUUCCCAACGAAAUGAACCACGAGACGCAGGACGAGGCGGGCCUGGAGGUGCACCAGUUCUGGCCCCUGGUGGAGAUCAAGUGCUCGCCGGACCUCAAGUUCUUCCUGUGCAGCAUGUACACGCCGAUCUGCCUCGAGGACUACCACAAGCCGCUGCCCGUCUGCCGCAGCGUCUGCGAGCGGGCCCGCUCCGGCUGCGCCCCCAUCAUGCAGCAGUACAGCUUCGAGUGGCCCGAGCGGAUGGCCUGCGAGCACCUGCCGCUGCACGGCGACCCCGACAACCUGUGCAUGGAGCAGCCCUCGUACACGGAGGCGGGCGGCAGCAGCGGCGGCGGAUCGGGCGGAGCCGGCAGCGGCUCUGGCGGAUCGGGCGGCAAGCGCAAGCAGGGCGGCAGCUCCGGCGGCGGCGGCGGCGGCGGCGGCGGCGGCAGCUCGGGCGGAUCGUCGACGUCGAGCAAGUGCCGCGGAAGGAAUUCAAAAAACUGUCAAAAUCCCCAAGGGGAAAAGGCAAGCGGAAAAGAGUGCGCGUGCUCGUGCCAGUCGCCGCUAAUCUCCCUGGGGAAGGAGCAGCUCCUGCAGCAGUCGCCCAUGCGGCACCAUCACUGGUACAUGAACCUGACUGUCCAAAGGAUCGCCGGCGUUCCAAACUGCGCCAUUCCGUGCAAGGGUCCGUUCUUCAGCAACGACGAAAAGGACUUCGCCGGCCUCUGGAUCGCCCUGUGGUCGGGCCUGUGCUUCUGCAGCACCCUCAUGACCCUAACCACAUUCAUCAUCGACACCGAAAGGUUUAAGUACCCCGAGCGGCCCAUUGUCUUCCUCUCGGCCUGCUACUUCAUGGUGGCCGUCGGCUACCUGUCGCGCAACUUCCUGCAGAACGAGGAGAUCGCCUGCGACGGCCACCUGCUCAAGGAGAGCUCCACCGGGCCCCACUCGUGCACGCUGGUCUUCCUGCUGACCUACUUCUUCGGCAUGGCCUCCUCCAUCUGGUGGGUGAUCCUCAGCCUCACCUGGUUCCUGGCCGCCGGCCUCAAGUGGGGCAACGAGGCGAUCACCAAGCACUCGCAGUACUUCCAUCUGGCCGCCUGGCUCUUCCCCACCGUCCAGUCGGUGGCCGUGCUCCUGCUCUCCGCCGUCGACGGCGACCCCAUUCUGGGCAUCUGCUACGUGGGCAACCUCAAUCCCGACCACCUGAAGAAGUUCGUGCUGGGCCCGCUCUUCGUCUACCUGGUGAUCGGCACGACCUUCCUGAUGGCCGGCUUCGUGUCGCUCUUCCGCAUUCGAUCGGUGAUCAAGCAGCAGGGCGGCGUGGGCGCCGGCGUCAAGGCCGACAAGCUGGAGAAGCUGAUGAUCCGCAUCGGCAUCUUCUCGGUGCUGUACACGGUCCCGGCCACCAUCGUGAUCGGCUGCUAUCUGUACGAGGCCGCCUACUUCGAGGACUGGAUCAAGGCGCUGGCCUGUCCCUGCGCCCAGGUGAAGGGCCCCGGCCGGAAACCGCUCUACUCGGUGCUGAUGCUCAAGUACUUCAUGGCCCUGGCCGUGGGCAUCACCUCCGGCGUGUGGAUCUGGUCCGGCAAGACUCUGGAGAGCUGGCGCCGCUUCUGGCGCCGCCUGUUCGGGGCGCCCGAUCGCACUGGAGCCAAUCAGGCGCUGAUUAAGCAGCGUCCGCCCAUUCCACACCCGUACGCCGGAUCCGGGAUGGGCAUGCCCGUCGGCUCGGCGGCCGGAUCGCUGCUGGCCACGCCCUACACACAGGCCGGCGGCGCCUCGGUGGCCAGCACCAGCCACCACCAUCUGCACCACCAUGUUCUCAAGCAGCCGGCGGCCAGCCACGUAUGACAUGGAGAGUCGGGAGGAG
Messenger RNA from Drosophila miranda, 2155 nucleotides. It is a transcript of the gene fz2, whose product is annotated as frizzled-2. Bases 28 to 2136 code for a protein of 702 amino acids. The record is from RefSeq and is a predicted model, not a curated record. NCBI's taxonomy places the organism in Eukaryota, Metazoa, Arthropoda, Insecta, Diptera, Drosophilidae. The transcript has a single exon. Gene Ontology annotation, cellular component: plasma membrane. Gene Ontology annotation, biological process: non-canonical Wnt signaling pathway; canonical Wnt signaling pathway. Gene Ontology annotation, molecular function: Wnt-protein binding; Wnt receptor activity.